CUCUCCUCCUCCUCUUCCUCUCUGUAGGGGGAAAAGGGAGCACUUCUGAGUCUGGAUACCAGUGCUGUAUGGAUAGUCAGGAUACUGGGGUACAACAUGACGGGAGACCACCAAGCUGUACCGAUCAUCCCAACAAGAGCCGUCCAAUGGCCUAACAGCACAGAAAACCAAACACAUCCUGCAGGCCAAAGCCCAGACAGGUUCAUGAGCGAGCCUCAUGGAAUCCACACGUCAUCGUGGGUCGUGGUGGCUUUCUGUAUUGUGAGUUUGUGUGUAUUGCUCUCCUUUGGCGUGUGCGCGUGGAAGAAAUGCCUAAAAAAAGACAAGGAUAAGAAAAAGGGAAAAGAGAAGAGCAAGGGAGGAGAUUGUGAUACUGAAAAUGAUGGUUGGUCCAAAGAGCCACUGAAAGUCGAAAGCAAGAAGGAGACAGAGUUGUCAGACAUUCAACCAAAGGAGGAUGAGAAAUUGGGCAGACUCCAUUUUACACUAGAUUACAACUUCACUGAUAAUAUGCUUGUAGUGGGCAUCUUGCAGGCAGAUGGUCUUCCUGCUAUGGAUGUUGGCGGAAGCUCGGAUCCUUACGUUAAAGUCUAUUUGCUACCUGACAAAAAGAAGAAGUUUGAAACCAAAGUACACCGGAAGACUCUGGAGCCCAACUUCAAUGAGACGUUUAUAUUUAAGGUACCAUACACCGAGCUGGGCGGCAAGACACUAGUGAUGACCGUGUACGACUUUGACCGCUUUUCCAAGCACGACGCAAUCGGGGUGGUGAAGAUACCGAUGAGCAGCGUGGACUUCAGCCAGUCACUGCAGGAGUGGCGGGAUCUGCAGAAGGCCGAAAAAGAGGAGAGUGAGAGGCUUGGAGACAUUUGUUUGUCCUUGAGGUAUGUUCCAACAGCAGGGAAGCUGACUGUUGUGAUUCUUGAGGCCAAAAACCUGAAGAAAAUGGAUGUGGGUGGAUUAUCAGAUCCUUAUGUGAAGAUCCACUUGAUGCUGAAUGGGAAAAGACUUAAGAAAAAGAAAACAACAAUCAAAAAGAACACUUUGAACCCUUACUACAAUGAGUCCUUCAGUUUUGAAGUGUCGUGUGAACAGAUAGAGAAGGUACAGGUUGCAGUGACCGUACUGGACUAUGACAAGAUAGGAAAAAAUGACGCAAUUGGGAAAGUACUGUUGGGAAGCAGCGUCGCUGGAACCGAGCAUCACCAUUGGUCGGAUAUGCUCGCAAACCCUAGGCGGCCAAUCGCGCAGUGGCAUAGCCUUCAACCAGAAGAUGACAUCAACGCCCUAAUUUCCAAGAAAUGAAUACCCAAGGGUGACAAUUAAUAAACUGACCCUCCUUGACGUCAACUCCUUUUCCGUUUAGGCUUCUUCAGUCUUCAAUAGAUAUUAAAAAUAUGAAUCAAUUGUGUAAAAAGUGAUCACGACUCAAACUCUGCAGACGGUAUAAUUUAUGAAUAUAGUGGAAACUAACAGAGUGAACACAACCUGUUCAAGGAUGCUGGUCAAACUUUGGGUCUUUCUACUUUAUCAUUUAUGUAUCAUAGUAUCAUUUUUGGGUUCAACUUUUACCCUCCUAAAAUGUAUUGAAUUUGCAGGAACCAUUUCAAAUAACAAUUUAGCAUACUUAUAGGACAUACAGUAGAUCCAAUGUAGAGAACAAGUUGCUCACAGUGUAGUAAAUCUAUAUGCCGUAACUACUUGCCUUUUAUUUUGAUUGCACCCUUACUGCAUAUGCACGGGAGGGGAGUCCCCUUACAUUAACAUACUAACUUUGAGGUAUACUGUACCAUUAUUCUAAUACGUUGAUGUCAAUUAAUUGACGCUAUUUUGUAACAAACGGCAACAACAGACGCUUUCUACACACUUUUCCAUUUGUAUCAGCUGUGCCCUUCUGUACGAGAACCCAAAAAUGUUUAACACUCAUGGUUUAUCAUCGAAUCCAUUUGAUAUUAACGGAGGGUUAGGGAAAUCUCUACUACUGGGAUUUUGUGUGACAAGAAAGGUAAAAAUCUCAUGAAGAUUUUGGUCAUUACAAAAUUGAGCUUGUUUGAGUCCCUAAGAAUGUCAAAGUUUUAAAAAAUAUUUACUCAACACUUUUCCUUUUUUCCUUAUCCUAUUAUGAACAUUAUGACAAUUAUCAAUUAUACCACUUGUGUUUUUUUAUUAUUUGUUGAGGGGAAAAAAUGUACUGUUCCAGACU
This is a messenger RNA of Corythoichthys intestinalis (scribbled pipefish), 2203 nucleotides long. RefSeq names its product synaptotagmin-1-like. The coding region runs from base 97 to 1305 and encodes 402 amino acids. The record is from RefSeq and is a predicted model, not a curated record. NCBI's taxonomy places the organism in Eukaryota, Metazoa, Chordata, Actinopteri, Syngnathiformes, Syngnathidae. Gene Ontology annotation, molecular function: calcium-dependent phospholipid binding; calcium ion binding; syntaxin binding. Gene Ontology annotation, biological process: regulation of dopamine secretion; synaptic vesicle endocytosis; cellular response to calcium ion. The transcript is spliced from 9 exons. Gene Ontology annotation, cellular component: dense core granule; synaptic vesicle membrane; plasma membrane.